GAGGCAUCUAGAGUUCUGUAUUCAGGUGCACAUGAAGAAUACGAACAUUUCAUGGAAAAGUAGGUAUUUUGUUCACCUGCUUGUGUUUCGACUGGACCCAGAAACACCACAGUCAAACCUUUAGCAGCAGUUUGGAUGGUGUCUGGUGUCUGAGGCCUCAGUUCAGCUCGGGCACAGACACCACAUCUGCUCUCUGGACUCUUUCUGAGACAGAGUUGACAGUUGUUUUGUUUAAAGAGUUCAAAAGUCCCCCUAUGAAAGGCAAAGAAAGAAAUCAAUAUUAAAGUUCUGCCCUCAACUGGACUUGAAUUCCCCACAUCCGAGUCACCGUCCCACAGCUCUACCUACUGAUCCAUCACGUUGUUGUUCUAAAUCAUUGACAGUUUUAUCUGUAAAAUGAAAACUUUUUGAGAAUCCCAAGACUUCCAUGAACAACCAGAUAUCUUUUUUAUUGGUGAGAGUUAAGAAAUGUGGCCGUGGCAGUGGUUUAGGACUUAUUGUUCAUUUUGCUCUUUCCAGGAAUUUCGGUCAAAAUUAACAUGACACCCAAUGGAAGUCUGUGCCGGAAAUAAUUCCUAAAUUUUUCGUGGCAGACGGAAGCACGGGUCCAAGAGAUUUGAGAGUGGGGUUUUUGUGUUUGCUCAUAAAUAAUCUCAUAACAAAUAAUUUCUUAUUUAUUCAUCACACCGAGCCGGCUGACUACGAGGUGCGGACCGUCCUCCACUGCAGCGUCUUGGGCUUCAACCCUCAGAAAGUAACAAAAACAAGAAAACACAGCUCACUCACUGCCAAACAAUCACAGACACACUAACAAUAAAACAACUAACAACUACAAAAUCAUACAAAAACACAGUUUAGAAUAUAACUAUAGCAAUUUGCGAAAAUACGACAAAAUAUCACACGCGCACCACCACUCCACCAACAAACUCCCAGCAUGCACCUGGAGAGAGAGAGAGAGAGAAAACGUUGAUCCAGUAGGUGGCGCUAUCACUAACACUACAUACACACUAAUAGGUUUCUUCAGGUCAGGGCUCUGUUCAUGUGAUAGAAUUUUGGGGUCAACUGCUCAGACUUCAUUUUCACACUUUAGGUGGCGCUAUAACCAAGAGUCAAUAUUGAAGUUGAGUGCAAUUGGACAUGUGAGAAAAAAUUAAUAUUUUUUGGCUUCAGUUGGUUUUGAACUCACUGAUCCAAUCUCAUUGUUGUUCUAAAUCAUUGACAGUUGUUAACUUAAAGAGUUCAAAAGUCCCCCACUGAAAGGCAAAGAAAAAAAAUCAAUAUUAAAGUUCUGCCCUCAACUGCACUUGAAUUCCCCACAUCCGAGUCACUGUCCCACAGCUCUACCUACUGAUCCAUCACGUUGUUGUUCUAAAUCAUUGACAGUUUUAUCUGUAAAAUGAAAACUUUUUGAGAAUCCCAAGACUUCCAUGAACAACCAGAUAUCUUUUUUAUUGGUGAGAGUUAAGAAAUGUGGCCGUGGCGGUGGUUUAGGACUUAUUGUUCAUUUUGCUCUUUCCAGGAAUUUCGUUCAAAAUUAACAUGACACCCAAUGGAAGUCUGUGCCGGAAAUAAUUCCUAAAUUUUUCGUGGCAGACAGAAGCACGGGUCCAAGAGAUUUGAGAGUGGGGUUUUUGUGUUUGCUCAUAAAUAAUCUCAUAACAAAUAAUUUCUUAUUUAUUCAUCACACCGAGCCGGCUGACUACAAGGUGCGGACCGUCCUCCACUGCAGCGUCUUGGGCUUCUACCCUCAGAAAGUGGCCAUCCAGCCGAGAAAAUACGGCUCACUCACCGCCAAACAAUCACAGACACACUUACAAUUCUACAAACUUACAACUACACAAUUAUACAAAAACACAGUUUAUAUAACUCUAGCAAUUUGCGAAAAUACGACACACUCUCACCACCACUCCCCCAACAAACUCCCAGCAUGCACCUGGAGAGAGAGAGAGAGAGAGAGAAUGUUGAUCCAGUAGCUGGCGCUAUCACUAAUACUGUAUUCACACUAAUAGGUCUCUUCAGGUCCGGGCUCUGAUCUUGUAACCGAAUUUUGGGGUCGAUUGCUCACACUUAAUUUUCACACUUAAUUUUCACACUAUAGGUGGCGCUAUUACAAUGAGUCAAUAUUAAAGUUGAUUGCAAUUGGAAAUGUAGGAAAAAAAUAAUAUUUUUUGGCUUCAGUUGCUUUUGAACUCACUGAUCCAAUCACAUUGCUGUUCUAAACCAUUGACAGUUGUUAACUUAAAGAGUUCAAAAGUCCCCCUCUGAAAGGCAAAGAAAAAAAUCAAUGUUAAACAGGUAAGUUUCUUCCUCUUCUUGUAUUCAGUCUAUUUCAGAUUAUUUUAUUCAAAUCAUAUAACUAAUAAUUUCUCAUACGUUUUUAUUUACUUUACUUUAUUACUUUAUUUGUGCAUUUUGACAAGUCAACAUCACCGAUGUGGUUUUCUUGGUGAAAAACGUAUUCAACAUGAAGCUCAACACCUUGUACGACUCUGGGGUCAGGAAGUACGAGGACUUUGAAGAAUUUGGCAUGAAAAACGCAAAACAUUACAACACUCAGGAUUGGAAAAUGGCCUUGAGAAGAAUUCAAGUGGAAAUUCUCUGCAGAUACAAAACGAGGCUGUUCAGACGGAGCACGCUGGACAGAACAGGGCCGCCGGUUGUCAGGGUCCAUCACACCGAGCCGGCUGACUACUUGGGGGCGGACCAUCCUCCACUGCAGCGUCUUGGGCUUCUACCCUCAGAAAGUGAAGAUUCACUUUUAAAAUAUCUGGCACCACCUGCUGCAUCAAUUGACGAGGAACAGCCAAGCACCUCAGUUGUGCCAGCAUCCUCAGAACCACUGCAAGGAACUUCAGACACGCGUGUUGUAUCUCUUUCUGAUUGAACCACUGAUUCCACACAUACACUCUUCUUAGAUGCAGCAAGCAAACAGACGCUCCACUAUCAACCGAUCCUGCUGACUGGCCUGCACAUCUCACAAACACAAUAAGGACAGAGUUUGUUCGGAGAGGACCAAAUCAGAUUCACUUUUAAAAUAUCUGGCACCACCUGCUGCAUCAAUUGACGAGGAACAGCCAAGCACCUCAGCUGUGCCAGCAUCCUCAGAUGCAGCAAGCAAACAGACGCUCCACUAUCAACCGAUCCGGCUGACUGGCCUGCACAUCUCACAAACACAAUAAGGACAGAGUUUGUUCGGAGAGGACCAAAUCAGAUUCACUUUUAAAAUAUCUGGCACCACCUGCUGCAUCAAUUGACGAGGAACAGCCAAGCACCUCAGCUGUGCCAGCAUCCUCAGAUGCAGCAAGCAAACAGACGCUCCACUAUCAACCGAUCCGGCUGACUGGCCUGCACAUCUCACAAACACAAUAAGGACAGAAUUUGUUCGGAGAGGACCAAAUCAGAUCCACUUUUAAAAUAUCUGGCACCACCUGCUGCAUCAAUUGACGAGGAACAGCCAAGCACCUCAGCUGUGCCAGCAUCCUCAGAUGCAGCAAGCAAACAGACGCUCCACUAUCAACCGAUCCGGCUGACUGGCCUGCACAUCUCACAAACACAAUAAGGACAGAAUUUGUUCGGAGAGGACCAAAUCAGAUUCACUUUUAAAAUAUCUGGCACCACCUGCUGCAUCAAUUGACGAGGAACAGCCAAGCACCUCAGCUGUGCCAGCAUCCUCAGAUGCAGCAAGCAAACAGACGCUCCACUAUCAACCGAUCCGGCUGACUGGCCUGCACAUCUCACAAACACAAUAAGGACAGAAUUUGUUCGGAGAGGACCAAAUCAGGUACACCUGAUUUCAUUUUUCCAUGGAGAGAUGAUGGGAGAAGUUGCCACCACCAGUACUUCAGCAGGACCUUAAUAAAUGGAGAAAGGAUAAAAAAAAAAAUUGGUUGACAUAUUCAAAAAGAAAACAGUCUUUUUUGUUUUUGUUUUCAACUUUUCUCCCCAAAACAAUUUUUUUUAACAAAUGGAGAACUGUCUGAUUGGAAAAAUGCAAGUGCUGCUCUAAACAGCCACGAAAACAGUCCGGAACGCCUGAACAAUUUGGCGUCAUGGAAAGAAUUGGCAGUUCGAAUAAAACAAGGUACAACCAUGGACAAACAAGAGCAGGCCCUCUUAGAGGCAGAGCAGAGUCGGAGGAGAGCAGUGCUGACAGGACUGGUUGCUAUUGUACAGUCGCUGGCUGUGAAAAUAUGGCAUUUAGAGGAAACACAGAAAUACUCCACUCUCCUUCAAAUGGAAACAUUUUGAAAGAAGUUGAGCUUAUGGCACAGUUUGACCCAGUGAUGAAAGACCACAUCCACAAGAUUAAAUGUGAACCAUCACACCACAGAUUGCACCCCGGAUGUUAGCCACAUUGAACAGCUGUCAGUAGUGAUAUGAAUUUUGACAUUGGAAGAAGAGCCCCAGGUUAAAGAGCACUUCAUGGAAUUCCUAGUAGCAGAGGAGUCCACUGGUGAAAGUUUGUCUGCCCUGAUUUUGAAGAGGGUGGAGGAGUUGGAGAUUGCCUUUGAUGACUGCAGAGGACAGUCGUAUGACAACGGGGCAAAUAUGAGAGGAAAGAACAAGUGAGUACAGGCCAGGCUACUGCAACUGAACCCAAGAGGUUUGUUUGUGCCGUGUGGGGCACAUAUACUCAAUUUGGUCAAUUCUGAUGCUGCCAAACGCUCCAAAGAUGCCAUAUUAUUUGUUAGUAUUGUGCAGAAGCUAUACUGCUUGUUUUCUGCCUCUACACAGAGAUGGGCCAUCCUCAAGAAAAAUGUCAACCUUUCGCUCAAAAUGUGGUCAGAAACCAGAUGGGAGAGCAGAGUGAAAGCUGUGGGACCUCUGCGAUAUGAAGCCACUGCUGUAAGAGAGGCACUGCUUGAGGUUAGAAUCCAGGCCAAAGACCCAAUCAUCAGGAUUGAAGCCCAGUCUCUGGCAGAAGAAGUGGGGUCAUUCUGCUUUUCACUGUGCACAGUGGUCUGGUAUGAUGUGUUGAUUCAAAUUCAGCAGGUGAGCAAUGCUGUCCCAAACAAUGCAAGUGGAUGUAGCAGUAAGUACUGAAAAAGACUGAAAAAGCUCUUGAGUCCUACAGAGCCACAGGCUUUGUGGCUUCACAAACAUCAGCCAAGGCCAUAUGUGAAGACAUGAAUGUGGACGCUGUCCUUGUGUAAAGAGGCUAAAGUCCACAAAGAGACACUUCUCAGUGAACUUGACUAAAUACACUAGGGCCAGCCCUGUUUGUAAACACGGCGUAAUACGAGUUGUCUGUUCCGCGAUCAACACGUAAACUAUAAAGAGCGCUUUGAGGCCGAACCCCCUCCAGAACUCGUUAGCUGGCUUUUCCCGGUGAAACCUUCCACUCACUGCUGUCGACAUGGAGAGUCUGCUCCGUGCCUUGGCCGUGCUGGCCGUGUUGUUCGUGGGGUUGUUCCAGCACGGAGCUGUUGUGGACGGCCGGCCGUCCACAUCUGUGCUGACUGUGCCAAACGGAGCGCCGUGGGGAACAUGGAGGGGGCCCGAGAUGUGUCCUUACCAUUUCUUAGCUGUUGGCUUCAGUACCAGGGUGGAGGCCAAACAGGGCAGUGGCGACGACUCGGCCAUGAACGGCAUCCGCCUCAUCUGCGGCAAAGACGAGCAACGGAGCCCCAUCACCACUGUGGAGUCUCACACUGGCUACUGGGGCGACUGGUCCAACGCUCAGUACUGCCCCAGUGGCGUGCUCACCGCUUUCCAGCUCCGCGUGGAGGGCCGUCAGGGUGGCGGUGACGACUCCGCCGUCAACAACAUCAAGUUCCGCUGCAGCAGCGGGCACGUGCUGGAGGGCACCGGCCUGGACUGGGGGGAGUACGGCGAAUGGAGCCAGGAUUGUGUCAACGGAGGAAUCUGUGGCAUCAUGACCAAGAUAGAGGAAGAACAGGGGGAAGGGGACGACUCCGCCCUCAACGACGUACUCUUCCGUUGCUGUGCCAGAGCCUAGCAGCAAUUUAUAGGUUAGCAGCAUGGUCCACUCACCUGUGAUUGACUGGUGAGCAGCUUGGUCCGCCCCUCCUCCGUCACCCUGAAUUAAACAAUGAUUAAUAAUAAAGUGCUCAUUUGAAUCGC
Messenger RNA from Limanda limanda (common dab), 6084 nucleotides. RefSeq names its product vitelline membrane outer layer protein 1 homolog. Lineage: Eukaryota; Metazoa; Chordata; Actinopteri; Pleuronectiformes; Pleuronectidae. The transcript has 17 exons. The record is from RefSeq and is a predicted model, not a curated record. Bases 5357 to 5959 code for a protein of 200 amino acids.